GGGCCGCCGGGAGCCGCUCCCCUGCCGCCCGCCCGCUGCCACAGCCCGCACCUGCGCCGGGGCCGCGCCGCCGGGCCAGCCCUUCGCCGGCAGCGGGGGCCGUUAAAGCCGGUAGCUGCGUCUCCCUCGCCGAGCAGCGAGCCAACUGAAAAUGUCUCAGAAUCCUGACAAGCCACAUUCAAGGGAGGAGGAGAAGCUGGGUGGUUUGGAGGACGGUCAAGAGGAGAGCUUGGACAACCCAGAUCAGUCUAUCAGAAAAAGAAUACGGCAGAGCACUCCAGGAUCACCCAGAGAUGAUACACCAAAGUCUAGUCCUCCUCGGCCUGUGUCAAUAGAAGACCUCAUGGAAACAGCCAAGGGAGUAACCAACAUGGUGCUAGCACAUGAAAUUGUUGUUAAUGGAGACUUCCAGAUCAAACCAGCUGAAUUACCAGAACACAGCCUAGAAAAAAAAGUAAGAGAUAUUGUGCAUAAAGCUUUCUGGGACUGCCUGGAAGCUCAGCUAAAGGAAGAUCCACCAACAUAUGACCAUGCAAUCAAACUGUUGGGAGAAAUUAAAGAGAAUCUUCUGUCUUUCUUACUGCCUCGUCAUACUAGGCUGAGGAACCAGAUUACAGAAGUUCUUGAUCUGGAUUUGAUAAAACAGGAGGCAGAGAACGGGGCCCUUGACAUUUCUAAGUUGGUUGAAUUUGUUAUUGGGAUGAUGGGGAUGCUCUGUGCACCAGCUCGAGAUGAAGAAAUCAAGAAGCUGAAAGACAUUCAUGAAAUAGUUCCUCUGUUCAGAGCAAUUUUCUCUGUAUUAGACCUAAUGAAAAUGGAUAUGGCAAACUUCGCUGUCAGUAGUAUUAGGCCAAAAUUAAUGCAGCAGUCUGCUGAAUAUGAAAGAAAGAAGUUUCAGGAGUUUCUUGAGAAACAUCCAAAUUCUUUAGACCUUGUCACAAAGUGGUUGCAAGAAGCAGCAGAUGAUCUCACAAAGCUGAGAUCUAAAGCAUUGCCUUCCCACUGUAGUGAUGAUGGUGCUACUGGUGGAGUUUCCACCUUGUGCUCCACUGCUGUGCAAAAUCAGGCCUAUCUGAAACUCCUAAAGUGGGAUCACAUCAACAGGCCCUUUCCAGAAACAGUGCUAAUGGACCAGACUCGCUUCCAGGAAAUACAGCUGGAGCUGGAGCAGCUCCUCAUGAUUGGGACAGUCCUUCUGGUUACUUUCAGUGCAGCAGGCUCAGCACUCGUCGAUAUGCCUGGAUUUACAGGGAAAAUCAAAACCAUUGUCAAGGUGCUGCUGACAGGAAUGCAUCUGGUGUCCUUUAACCUGAAGGAAUCUUUGGCUGCCAUUGGUGAAAAGGUGUGUGCUGAAGUGAACAGCUGCCUCUGCCAGCACGGCUUCACACCAUUCUCGGUGGAGAAAGAGACUGUACUUAAGGGACAAAUCCAAGCUGUGGCCAAUCCAGACAACACCAUCUGCAAGCUAAUAGAUUCUCGAAUACAAAAGUUUCUGGAGAGCUAUCUUGCAUCUGGUCACCAGAAAUCAUUACCUGCUGUUCCUGGAGGAUUAGGUCCUAUUCAGAGAGAGCUGGAAGAGAUUGCUGUCAAGUAUGUUCGUCUGGUCAACUACAACAAAAUGGUCUUCAGCCCUUACUAUGAUGCAAUCCUUGGCAAAAUACUGGCUAAGGAAGAAUCUCAACCUCUAGGGAAGUCAGAGGAAUCUUAAAGCCAGUUGGUGCAUUCCUGGGGUGGUGUUGUUGGCUAUAAACAACACUGCACCAACACUUGUCUAGGAAAACAGCUUUCCAUGUAAAUAUUGGUUCCUUUUAAUUCACUAGUGAUGGCUGAUGAGAACACAUGACAUGCAGAAGGGAAUCUGAAAUAAAUGUUGAGAGAGAGAUGCAUUUUUAAUCUCAGUGUGCACCUGGAGGGGAUGUCUGGGUAGUUUUCUGGCUGUGAUUUUUAAUGUUUGAGCUGAUGCUAGACAGGACAAGAUUUAGAACCAAACUUUAUACUGAAGUGGCUCAUUUUUAGGGCAUUUUGCUCUAAUUUACUGUGACUUGAGUUUAAUCCAAAGCUGAUGAGCAGUGGUCCUUCCCAAAAUGGGGUGAUCUGGCUUUAAAAAAAGUAAUCUUUAAAAGACUUAAGAAGAAAGCUAAAAUUCUAGAGAAACUUUAACAGGCAAAAAACAAAGCCAAACAGCACUUUAUUGUAACAUUAUGGUUCGUAGGGUAGGCUACUAAUUUUUUCUGCAUUUUACUGCAUUUUUAAUAGCAUUUUUUUGCUCUUUACCUGCAGAUGUUACAAAACAUAGUAUAUUUUUGUAGCAAUUUUUUCUGGUUAUUGGGUAACUGUCCUCUGCUAUGUACAGUACUUACAAAGGUGGCAAUCUUAUAGAUUGCAGCUGUAUUUAUCUCUUGUAAAGACUUCAGAAGGGCAGAGCUAAAAUGUUUUGAUAAAAGU
Pogoniulus pusillus (Red-fronted tinkerbird) is the source of this 2445-nucleotide messenger RNA. It is a transcript of the gene TCP11L1, whose product is annotated as t-complex 11 like 1. Lineage: Eukaryota; Metazoa; Chordata; Aves; Piciformes; Lybiidae. The record is from RefSeq and is a predicted model, not a curated record. Bases 152 to 1708 code for a protein of 518 amino acids. Gene Ontology annotation, biological process: signal transduction. The transcript is spliced from 10 exons.